Molecule: messenger RNA, 2636 nt
Organism: Lampris incognitus (smalleye Pacific opah)
Lineage: Eukaryota; Metazoa; Chordata; Actinopteri; Lampriformes; Lampridae
Product: BTB/POZ domain-containing protein KCTD12-like
Exons: 1
Coding region: 41-823 (260 amino acids)
Biological process (GO): regulation of G protein-coupled receptor signaling pathway; protein homooligomerization
Cellular component (GO): postsynaptic membrane; presynaptic membrane
Molecular function (GO): protein binding
Source: RefSeq, a predicted model, not a curated record
CGCACCACGCCGACACCAACGACUUCACAACAGCGCAGACAUGGCGCAAAGUGGCAGCCAAGGUUCACCAUCCUUCCCGGAGAUAGUGGAGCUGAACGUGGGGGGCCAGGUGUACGUCACCUGCCUGAAGACUCUCACCGCGGUGCCGGACUCCCUGCUGUGGACCCUCUUCAGCCAGCGGCGACCCGCCGACCUGCCCAAGGACGGCAAAGGACGCUUCUUCUUCGACAGGGACGGCUGUCUGUUCCGCUUCGUUCUGGAGUACCUGCGAGACUUCGACCUGGUCCUCCCCGACUGUUUCCAGGACAGGAGAAGACUGAAGAAGGAGGCGGACUUCUUUCUGCUCCACGACCUGUCGCGGCGCCUCGGGUCGGCGGAGCCGAGCGGGGCCGCGCCCGCCGCCGGCGCCGCCGGUGCCGGCACCGCGCUCUGCCGCCCGCUCGCCAAUUCGGGCCCGGGUGACUGCGGCUACAUCACCAUCGGCUACCGGGGCACGUACACCAUCGGGAGGGACAUGCAGACGGACGCCAAGUUCCGCCGGGUGGCCAGGAUAACCGUGUGCAGCAAAAUAUCGCUGGCCAAGGAAGUUUUCGGGGACUCUCUGAACGAGAGCCGCGACCCGGACCGGACCCCGGACAAGUACACGUCCAGGUACUACCUGAAGUACAACUUCUUGGAGCAGGCGUUCGACCGGCUGGCGGAGGCGGGUUUCCUCAUGGUGGCCUGCAGCUCCACGGGCACGUGCGCGUACACCAGCAGCGACCCGAACGAAGACAAAAUUUGGAGCAGCUACACCGAGUACGUGUUCUGCCGCCAGCGAUGAGGCGUCCCGCGGACACCGGACCCGUCCCGCGGACACCGGAGCCGUCCCGCGGACACCGGAACCGCGCGCGACUCUCAAACUUGACAGCGACAGGUUUUUUGUUUUGUUUUUUUUUUGUUUUUUCUUCUGUUUUUUCUGUUUUUGGUUUGUUUUUUUGGUCCCCGGAUAGACGUGUUAGGCAGUCAACCGGAGAGGGUUGGGGGACUUGCGGUUGCUUUCUAAAAACCAAGUCCAUCAGAUAAGGACUCUAAAUUCAAAAGAAAGAAAUGUCAACACAGAAGCAUGCCGAAGUUAAAUAUGUUGGCUCAACAGCCUCUGCUGAAGUCUACCAUUCCCACAGAAAGCUGCUCCGAAGUCUAAAAUCCUGACCCCCCCAAAAAAGGGGUCCUAAAUGAAAAUCCCAAGGGCAAAGCCUUCAAAAGUAUGGAAUUCCCACAGAGCGGCGUCAUCAGCUCUGCUGGGUCCCAAAUCUGUCCGACCCGCCGCUCCAUGGAAGGCCAUGAGAACGUUGCUAAAAAAAAUAAAAAAAUCUUUAAUUGUCUGAUAGAUGUUGUGGCCCCGAGUGUGAUUAGCAAUUAGUGAGAAGAAUUGUUCCAUUUUAUUUACACUUUUUGUCCCUCAGAGACAGUUUUCUGACCCCCCCCCCCACCCCGGGGCCUUCCUUUACCACAUCUCUCACCAUUCGUCCGUCGGUAACAAGUAAAAUCUGUGGAGGAAGAAAAACUUGAACUGAACUACUUUCACGUAGACCGGCCUUCCACUCGGGCUGCACAAGGGCUUUCUGAUUGGGCAAAGCGGACCCCGGACCCCCUAAGAGGCCUCGAGUCCCCCCCCCCCCCAUGGUUUGACAGGUUUGUAGUAAAUUUGCAUUUGAUUUGAUUAAAUGCACAUUUAUUUGGGAAAUCCGCAGCAAUGCAACACACAACAUCGCCUGGCACGACGGGGGCCUUCCGAGGGGCCCAUAUCCACUCCCCGUCCACGCCCGAUGUAAAGACGGCGGGACAAUCGGGGACCCAUAGUACAGUUGCCCCCCUAAGUGGGGUUUUCCAGCCCUCGCUAUCAUAUAUCCGAGCAGAGAGUGUGCAGACGUCGGUUGGUGUUGCCCUGAGAGUAGCUUGGCUUCCAGCAGCGGGGCCACAGGCUUCAGUGGAAAGAAGACAAACCGCAGACCGGGACCCGGCACAGCAGAUGUCGGUAUGAACCCUCCGGUGACGUCGGCCGCAAGGCGCGGGUUACGGGCCGCCAUCCACAUUCUUCAGUACUAGCCACCGGUUAAGCGUGCUUGCAUCUUUUCUGUUGACAUCGGUGUUUAGAGUGGCUUGUUUAUCCGACGAGGAAGACUAUGAGAAAGGCCACGUGUCAGCUGCAGCCGAAGCAGUGCGGUCGCUGGCCCCUUGUUGUUGUUGUUGUUGUUGUUUUUUUUUUUUAACUGUUAUAUCACAUGCUUUUUAGGCAUUACUCUGCAGUGCGGCAAGAGGAGUCGUUGGAUGAUGAUGAUGAUGAUGAUGAUGAAGAUGAGAUUGGUUUGCUUGUUUGCCAUGAUAUUAUGAUUAUGAAGACCUGUUAAGUUUUUUGUUAUUUUCCCUCAGCUGUAAGUGAUAUCUGGCUAUACUUACGACGUAGCGGACACCUCGGUAUUGUACGGUGUAACUUCUACGUGAGGAGGCGAGGCGCCGGGCGGUCUCCGCGCCCUCCCUCCGCUGUGUUGUCAUGCUUUUCUAUUCAAGCGCUUGCAAAUAAAGCACGACAAAGUAGGCUGACACCAUUGACCUUAAUUAAACUCUGUGCUCGCCCUGAAGCUUGCUGCAGGCCC